CCGGUCUAGCUAACGCUGCUAACUAGCUCCAGUAGCACUGGUAGCAACUUGAGAGGAGCCUGCAAGCCUUGUCAAAAUUAGCUGCAGCAUAAUAUCAUUCAGGCGGUUUUAUGUCAACAAGGUGUCCAGAGGGCUGCGCACAUCUCUUCCUGAUAAAUUGGAGCUUCGGACUUUAAAACUGGGGUUUCCAUCUCUUUUGCGUAUACCCUGCUAGAACUGGCUUCCACCCUGUGACUCACUGGUCACUAGAGGGGCUCCUCAGAGCAAGGGCCCAAACUGUCGCUCCAGGUCCCCUCUGUCUGUGUGUGAGAGAGCUUGUGUUGAGUCCUCUGGAGACUCUAGGCUUAUCCAGUGAAGAUGUCCUCCAUCUUGCCAUUCACCCCUCCUGUGGUGAAGAGGCUCUUGGGCUGGAAGAAGUCGACCAGCGGCCCGGCCGGAGCGGGCGGUGGAGAGCAGAACGGGCAAGAGGAGAAGUGGUGUGAGAAGGCUGUGAAGAGCUUGGUGAAGAAGCUGAAGAAGACAGGUCAGCUAGAUGAGCUGGAGAAGGCUAUCACCACACAGAACUGCAACACCAAGUGUGUCACCAUCCCCAGCAAUUGCUCUGAAAUAUGGGGACUGAGUACACCAAAUACGAUAGAACAGUGGGAUACAUCAGGCCUAUACAGCUACCCUGACCAAACCAGAUCCCUGGAUGGCCGCCUGCAGGUCUCCCACAGGAAGGGGCUUCCCCAUGUUAUCUACUGCCACUUGUGGCGAUGGCCGGAUCUUCACAGCCACCACGAACUGCGUGCCAUCGAGGCCUGUGAGUAUGCCUUCCACCUCAAGAAGGACGAGGUCUGCAUCAACCCCUACCACUACCAGAGGGUGGAGACGCCAGUGCUGCCUCCUGUUCUCGUGCCAAGACACUCAGAAAUCCUGCCAGAGCUGCCACCUCUGGAUGACUACACUCAUUCCAUACCUGAGAACACAAACUUUCCUGCAGGAAUUGAACCUCCGAACAACUACAUACCAGAAACACCUCCACCAGGCUACAUCAGUGAGGAUGGAGAGGCCAGCGAUCAACAGAUGAAUCAAAGUAUGGACACAGGUUCUCCAGCAGAGCUGUCCCCCAGUACUUUGUCUCCUGUCAAUCACAGCAUGGACCUGCAGCCGGUGACCUACUCGGAGCCAGCCUUCUGGUGCUCUAUAGCUUACUACGAGCUGAACCAGCGUGUCGGGGAGACGUUCCACGCCUCUCAGCCCUCGCUGACAGUGGAUGGAUUCACAGAUCCAUCAAACUCUGAGCGUUUUUGCCUGGGCCUGCUGUCUAAUGUUAACAGGAACGCCACUGUGGAGAUGACCCGAAGGCACAUAGGAAGAGGAGUUAGACUCUACUACAUUGGAGGGGAAGUGUUCGCUGAGUGCCUCAGUGAUAGCGCCAUCUUUGUCCAGAGUCCAAACUGCAACCAGCGGUAUGGAUGGCAUCCAGCAACAGUGUGUAAAAUUCCUCCAGGUUGUAAUCUAAAAAUCUUCAACAACCAGGAAUUUGCAGCCCUGCUAGCUCAGUCAGUCAACCAGGGCUUUGAGGCCGUCUACCAGCUCACCAGGAUGUGCACCAUCCGCAUGAGCUUUGUCAAAGGCUGGGGAGCCGAGUACAGGCGGCAGACUGUCACAAGCACUCCUUGCUGGAUCGAGCUGCAUUUGAACGGCCCCCUGCAGUGGCUGGACAAGGUUCUGACCCAGAUGGGUUCCCCGUCUGCACGUUGCUCCAGUAUGUCCUAAACAGCUAAGGAAAUGCCCAAAAAAAGCCCAUUACAAACAUCAUUAAAUUCUAAACUUGUGAGUCCUUUCAUGAAAAAAUAAAUGGAAACCCCACAGAAUGAAUUUUCUGUACCAUACAUCAUAGUAUUUGUGGCCCAGUUCCACAUCCCUCUUUUAACUUUAUAUACACACACACACACACACAAACAUACACAAAAAGAACAAAUGCCUACACUGCACCUACACUGUUGUACUCACACACAUACACAUACAGACUUUUCAGUUAAAAAAAAAAAUAAAAAUUGGCACUUUGUUACCCAUUUAUGUCAUGCACCUUGUUAAAUUGCUUUUCCCCAAAUCCUUAAUAUUAGAUCUAUUUGUGGUACAAAUAAAAUGUAUAUUGGUUUUUAGUCCGGGAAGUUGAGGAAAUACCAAAAAUCUGUGAAUAGUUUCUCAGUAUUGAAGAUUGCUUGUAUGAGUAACACGAGCUUGAAUGCUAAAAUGAUUUUUGUUCCAGCCCACCCUAACCAUUGUUCUGAACCUAAGUUUACUUUUCUCUGGGAAACUUGGCCCCAUCUUUUGUCAGGGGGGAGGUGGCUUGGUGAAGAAACGAUGGACUUGCUGGCUGUUCUCCUCUGAAGGAAACGCCACAAAAUGUUUAUGAAAAUUGAAUCGACUUUGCCAGAAUGGCCCUUUUUUUUUUCCUUUUUAAAUCUUGAAGUGUGUCGUUAUAAGACAUGCUUUUUAAUAGACAAAUAGGAAUGUUAGGUAAAAGAAUAUUUCCAAAAAACCCUAAACAAACUGCAAACUCAGUCUGGCUCUAGUUUAUUUCUUUGUCAUUGUAUGGCACCCUACGUGUCCUUGGUUUAGUUGAUUUACAUCCCCACUGAGGAGCCUGGAUGGAAGCUAAAGAGAUGUUGGCCAGGCUUUGCAGGGCGCACUGGGCAGGGACCAGAGAAUAUCAGCUAUUAUCAAAAAGCUUUUUUUGACACGACACUGGGAGUCCUGGGGCUGUCCGAGGUGACGUCUCACCAGGAGAAUUUGAAGGUAUCAGUGAAUUAAUUCUGUUUUUAGCCUAUAUCCCCGUUGUUUUGCUACUUUUUUGUAUUCUCAUGUAUUUUUAUAUAUAACUAUACUUAAAAUUUUCUGUCAUUCACUUUUUAUUAAAAUAAUAUUUUCAAGACCACAAUUGUUUCUAAAGUGACAUGGAAGGCAUGGAUCAUUCCUUCGUUUUACCCUGAAGGUUCUGUUUGAAUUAAUUUCCAAUAGCAGCUCUUUGUCUUGGUGGAAAAAAAAGAAAUCACUGCCCCACAUGACGUGUAGCCUGUUUCUAUCCUUUGCUUUUUCCAAAGAAAUCGGGUGCAUUUAAAGUACACAAAACAACUGAUUUGCCUGAAACCUAAAAAAAUAAUUCCUUGUAAUGGUUUUAAUGAUUCCAGAGGCAUGUAAACCUUUGUAAUGGCCAUUCAUUUAUUCAUUCAUUCAUCCAUUCAUCUCUCCACUUUUUUGAAAAACACACGUGACCUCUUGUUGCCUUUUGGUGCUUAGUGAAGCGGGUUAAGGUCGACCAGAUAUAAUUGGCUUUCCAAAUGUUACAGAAAGAUGGGAGGAGGGCAGUUUUCUUCUGUGAGACAAAAGAAGAGCAAAUGUGCCUGCACACUGGGACAUUCUGUGUUAAUGUGUGUAUUGUAUUUGUUCCGUCUAUAAAAGACAGUAUGUACAACAAGCUUAAACUCAUUAUGUGGCUGUUGCAAGGUUAACAUGUCCCCCCUUCCCUCCCUUCUCUAUGAUGUAAAUGUCUUUACCAUAUGGCACUAGUGAUUGUACUUUAAGUGCACCUAGUGAAGUUUGGAUUUGGGGAACUGAAUCAUGUGUUAGGGUCCAGUGUUACAUUGUUUUUAUCUUUGGCCUACAACAUAUGAAUGUGAAAAAAAUACAUUACAAAAGCUGACGUGGACCAGACAUGCAUAUACAUAACAGUAGUACAGUAUGUGUGUAUUUAACAGUAAUCUUUUUGCAAAGCAGUCAGUACAGUAGAUGUCGCAGUUGUUUUACCAGUAGAGGGCGGUAUUGAUAGAGCAGUUCUUUUUUUUCUGACCAUAAGCUUCUCAGGCGUGUGGCAUAUUAUGCAGACUUCAUAAAACACUAAUAAAGAUUUUUAUUCUCAUGA
Amphiprion ocellaris (clown anemonefish) is the source of this 3910-nucleotide messenger RNA. Its product is annotated as SMAD family member 2. The record is from RefSeq and is a predicted model, not a curated record. Gene Ontology annotation, molecular function: RNA polymerase II cis-regulatory region sequence-specific DNA binding; I-SMAD binding; DNA-binding transcription factor activity, RNA polymerase II-specific. Gene Ontology annotation, cellular component: heteromeric SMAD protein complex. The transcript is spliced from 11 exons. NCBI's taxonomy places the organism in Eukaryota, Metazoa, Chordata, Actinopteri, Pomacentridae. Gene Ontology annotation, biological process: anatomical structure morphogenesis; cell differentiation; BMP signaling pathway. The coding region runs from base 358 to 1761 and encodes 467 amino acids.